AUGGUUCGUAAACUCAAACAUCAUGAGCAGAAGCUGCUGAAGAAAGUCGAUUUCCUUGACUGGAAACAGGACCAAGGCCAUAGAGAUACCCAGGUUAUGCGCACAUACCAUAUCCAAAACAGAGAAGACUACCACAAGUACAACAAAUUAUGUGGUGAUAUACGUCGUCUCUCUCACAAGCUCGCACUUUUGCCACCUACAGACCAAUAUAGGAUAAAACAUGAGCAACUACUACUGGAAAAACUGUAUGCAAUGGGAAUCUUGGCCACUAAGUCCAAGAUUUCUGAUCUGGAAAACAAAGUCACUGUCAGCGCCAUAUGUAGAAGACGCCUCCCGGUGAUCAUGCAUCGUUUAAAGAUGGCAGAAACUAUUUCUGAUGCAGUCAAAUUCAUAGAGCAAGGUCAUAUUAGAGUAGGGCCAAAUCUCAUCACAGACCCGGCUUUCUUAGUUACUCGCAACAUGGAGGACUACGUCACCUGGGUUGAUAGUUCCAAGAUCAAGAAAACCAUUCUCCGGUACAGAAAUCAAAUCGAUGACUUUGAUUUUGCAUAA
This is a messenger RNA of Lachancea nothofagi CBS 11611, 552 nucleotides long. The record is from the annotation of a GenBank genome assembly. NCBI's taxonomy places the organism in Eukaryota, Fungi, Ascomycota, Saccharomycetes, Saccharomycetales, Saccharomycetaceae.